AUUACUGCUGAGAGGAGGCUGUGACACUCAGACAUUGCAGCAGAGCCCAGAGAAAGACAGAGAGGAAGCAGCUGCAAAGAGCAGGAGGAAGAGAAUAGCAUGCAGCCUUUUGUGGGCUUCCCUAUACACUGUAUCCAUCUCCUAUAGAAAGUGGCUGCCCCCUGUGUACAAUCACCAUCCUCCAUUUGGGAUUUUAAGAAAAUCUGGAACCUUUUAACGCGCCUGGUGUUUGGAUAAAUCCGCGUGUAUUUUAUUUUCCUGCACUGGGGGAUACAUAUUGAAUGUUAAGGCAUUGGAUAUACAAAAAUUCUCUAUUGCAUCAUACUAAGACAACCGUAAUUAUACUGGCCCUUCUUUCCAAUGAUCACUGAAAGAACACUUAUUUGGAUUUGGACAAUGACAAUGGUUUGCUGCAUUAACUUGAAAAUGACAUGGAUGUCAACACACUAACAUUUGGAUAGUUUUUGGUGGUCUAUAAACUAAGUGAAGACCGCUUUUACGCUUACUUUUGUUGAACAUGACUCAUGGAGAAGAGCUUAGCUCUGAGAUGCAACAGGAUUCCAUUGUUUUAACUUAUUUAGAAGGAUUACUAAUGCAUCAAGCAGCAGGCGGGUCAGGGACUACAGUUGAAAAACUGUCUGGCCGUGCUAAAAAAGAUGAAGACUUUAAGGUAUCUGGAAGUUUGUUUUCUAAUUCUCAAAGUAAUGCUCCAAUUAACAGUAACCACCAAGGGUCUGGUAUGUUGCAUCUCAAAAAAGCAAGAUUGCUUCAGUCUUCAGAAGACUGGAAUACAGCUAAGAGAAGACGGUUAUCUGAUACAAUUGUUGGUUUAAAUGGGAAAAAUGAAGCUUUGCUAACUGGCAUGGUUGAAAAUGUUCCCAAAGGCAAGCAAGAUAGCACUCUGCUUGCCUCCUUGCUUCAGUCAUUCAGUUCCAGACUGCAGAGUGUUGCUUUGUCACAGCAGAUUAAACAAAGCCUUAAGGACCAAGGGUUUUCCCUCGACCAAGAGGGCAUACAAGAGGAAAAAGAUACCCAGUGCUAUGGUAUUGCAUCUAAUCAUUUAAAAACUCUCUUAAAUAAGAACAGAGCAAAAGAUACAAUAACCAACAAUAAUUUGGGUAAUUUAGCAAAAAAUUCUGUUCAAGAAAAAUUUGGGGACUCUUCUCAUUCUGGACAAAGUAGCACUAAAGGAGUGGUCGAGCCAAUUUCCUGUGCUGCAAGACUCCAAGCUGUUGCAAGUAUGGUAGAGAAAAGGUCUAGCCCAACUGCCUCCCCUAAACCAAGUGUAGCUUGUAGUCAAUUAGCAUUGCUUCUGUCUAGUGAAGCUCACUUACAACAGUACUCUAGGGAUCAUGCUCUAAAAGCACAGAAUGCAAGUCAGUUGGCAAGUGAGAGGCUGGCUGCAAUGGCCAGAUUGAAGGAAAGUUCAGAACAGGAUCUUAAUCGCUUGCACAUGUCAAACUCUCCAGUAAACCACAACAAUCCAGUAAGAACAUUGUCAAAUCCCAUAAGUAAUGUAACCAAUCUUCCACAAUUUUCUAAUCAGCAGGGUGUAUUAAAUCAUCCUCUCAAAUCAGUUGGCUAUAAAAAUCAUGCAGAUAGAAAUCAUAUGAAACCAUCACCAAAUAACAGUUUGCUUCUCCACCUUCUUAAAAGCCAGAAUGCUACAAGUAUAAGCAAGAAUAACUUACAGUGUGAGAAAUAUUCUAUGUUUGAUGAAAGCGUUACACCAACAACUACAGAUGAUCUCUCAGACAACAAUCCUAGUUUUACAGAAGAUGAGAGCAGUGAUGAUGAAAGUACACAUUCUAACUGUGCCCCCAUAGACUUGUCAUUUAAAAACAGAACAGAAAAGACACAGCCAUUAAAUACUGCUUCCCUAGAUCAUUUAACAGAAACCUUACUUCAUAACUGGGAUCCAAAAGUGGAUGGAUUGGAACUUAGAAAAGACUGUUCACCAGAUUCAACUCUAAAGCCUCAUCAGAAAGUGACACUGUUACAGUUGCUACUUGGCCAUAAAGUCGAUGAAAAUCAUGAGACAAUGGUAGAUAUAAAGGGGCAACACAAGGCUGCUGAUUUGACAAAGUUCAGUUCUUCAACACAGGGACAUAUAACAGAGAAUUCAACUAUACACAGCUCAUCUCCACUACAUUCAAUAAAUGUGCACAGUUCUGCAAAAGCAGGAUCUCCUGUAAAUCUGACACAUCAACCUUUCCCAAAUAAACAAAAUUUCCCAAACUAUAUUAGUAACAUUCAGCCAGAAAGGCAUGUGAAUCCUGCAUCAAAGCAUUUGGUAGAACUUACUAGAAACAAAGCACUUCAAACACCUGUCCCGUUAGCUAAUGACAAUGCAGCAGACAAUGCUGCUUUUAGUGCAAGUAAGCUACUACAAAAUUUAGCUCAAUGUGGAAAGCAAAACCCUUCUUCUGAUGAUCUGCGGCUCCAAAAAUCAUUAGGUGUAAGUAAUGGUAAAACUUUAGGAUUAAUUGAUAGGCUCAACAGUCCUCUUCUUACAAACCAAACGCGAACAGUUGAAGAAAGUAGAGCUUUUAGUAACCCCCCAACUCCUGUUGAUUCAGGAUUUGCCAGUUCUGAAAUAGAAAACCUUCUGGAGAGACGCACUGUUCUUCAACUAUUACUUGGUGCACCCAACAAAAGCAAGAUUGAAAAAGUCCAAAAAUCUGCAGUUAAAGAGGAAAUCCCACAAGACAAGAGUGAGAUCAUAUCAAGGGAACAAGUUGUUGCUGUUAAAAUUAAAACUGAACCAGAGGAUGAUUCUAAUGCACAAUAUUUAAGAGACUUAGGUGUACCAAGUCCUCUAGGGAUGUCGCCACAUAAAAUCAGCCAAUCUGUUUUGGGGGAUUCAAGAUCACCGCAUAAUUCACCACGCAACUUUUCCCCUUCAAGAAAUGGUCUCCUGAGUCGUUUGCUUAGACAGAACCAUGAUGGAUAUGAUGAUGUUGAUUUGGAUAUAAACAAUAGAAAUGGUGACUCCAAACAAAGAGACACAAAAAGUCCAUGUGUUGUUCCUAAAAAGAGAAAACUGCAUCAAAAUGAGCCUUCGGAAAGUAAACUAAAAAUGUCAAAAAUAAGUUCACCAGAAAGUGGAAAUAAGCAAUUUGGCCCUACACGCUCACUAUGUGGACCAAUAAUUCUUCAGGAUGAAAUCAAUGGAAGCAAGGAUGAUUUUGAACCUAAGUGCAUUCUAGGUCAGAGUUCAUAUAAUGAAAGUAAAAAUAUAAGCUGGCCAAGAGAAAGUAAAGGUUUUAAUGUCCUGAAACAGCUGUUGCUUUCAGAGAACUGUGUCAGAGACCUAUCCCAGCAUCGAAACAGUACACUAGUUGAAGAGAUUAUGAAGGGGAACAGAGGUAAUGUGGCAUGUAAUUCUGACUUUGCUGUUCCUUCAUUAAAUACAUUGAUUGGGAAACCUGUACAUCAGACAAAUAUAAGUCAAAUGCCUUUUCAUUAUUCAUCUUCUGUUAAUCUCCGCCAUGCGCCAUCUCCAGAAGUUUUAGGAAGUAAAGUAUCUCGGACAGAUUCAGCAUUAUUUAAUGUCUCUCCCACACCUCCAGAUAAUGGUCCUAUUAAAUGGGUUAUCACUGAUAUGGAAAAAAAUGAUUUUGGAAAAGAUUCUCCAAGGCUGACCAAAACCAACCCAAUAUUGUAUUAUAUGCUGCAAAAGGGAGGCCAUUCUGCUAUUAGCCAGGAGCUGCGGGACAGAACCAGUUGGACAGAAUCUUUUUUAGGGAAUGCAACAGAAGUGACAUUAAAAAGAGAUUCAAUCUCUAGUGGAGGAACCAAUACAAAUGGUAUUGGUUUUCUUAGAUCUUCCAAUCAUGUUGGAAAUAGAACUUUUAAUAAUUCCAAUGGCAAUAAAUGUGGAAUACUUGAUAUGCUGUCAAUUAAGAAAGAACCAGAAUACAAAUAAAACUGGAGCAGUCACAUUUUGCAUAAAAUUAUUUAAAAUCCUAAUAAAAUAAUUAACAAAUAAAGACAGGCAUGAUUACAAGAAGAGCAUGAUCAUAUUUACUUGUUUUUAUUAAUACAUUUUGUUUGUGGCUGUAGUUUAUUAAAACAAUGUACAGAUGACUAACAUUUUUAUUUUUCUGCUUACUAUAUUUUUUCACCAUGGAAUUUUUACUUCUCCUUUCUAAUUCUAUUUAUUAUAGUUUAUGUCCCAUUGAACAAGAUCAGACGAUUUGCAUUAUAAAUGCAUAGAAAUUACUUUUCUUAAUUCAAUUUUGUAACUUAUUUUUUUUGGAAUUAUCUAUUUAUUUUCUGCCACUGAUUUGAUAGACUAAAACUAAAUCAAUACAGUAGUUGUUAGUUUUUGCAACUACAAUUUGUUUUGGGCAAUUCCAGAAAUCUCUGCAAAAAUCUGAAUUUAAAAUAUUAUGGUAUGACAGCUGUUUUCUCUAUUUGUCAAAGGAGAUAAUGUUAAACUAAUCAAGAGGCAAUAAAAUUCUUAAAGGGACAGAAAACCCCAAAUUUUUCUUUCGUGAUUCAGAUAGAACAUACAAUUUUAAAGAACUUUACAAUUUGCUUCUAUUAUCAAAUUUGCUUCAUUAUUUUGUUGCUGAAGGAGCAGCGUUGCACUACUGGCAGCUAGCUGAACACCUCUUUAGCCAAUCACAGAAGACAAAUUUGUGCAGGCACCAAUCAGCAUCUAGCUCCCACUAGUGUAGAAUAUGUGCUUAUUCUUUUUCAACAAGGGAUACCAGGAGAAUGAAGCACAUUAGAAAAUAGACAUGAAUUCAAAAGUGUCUUAAAAUUACAUGCUCUAUCUUAAUCAUGCAAGUUUAAUUUUGACUUUCCUAUUCCUUUAAGUGCUUAUAUGCGUAUAUAUAGAAAAAAAAAACAGUUUAAAUAAUUGUGUAGAAGUCUUUUUAGACACUGAAAUUAUUUUAGCUUAGUUUAUUAAUCAAUCUGUCUUUUAAAGCCACGUUUCACAGAUCAGUUAAAGUUUUAGGUGGUGAAUGUUUCUUGUCUUACAUAUAAUUGAACAUAAUGAUGUUUGAGCGCCUAAUCAUUGGGAUGACCGUAUACACUUACACAUGUUACGGAUUUAUUCAAUUUUGUCAAAAAAAAGUCUCCUUACUUUGGUUCUUUCUAGAUGUGAUAUUGUUAUCAGAAUUAAAUCAAGCAUCAGAACAAAUAGAUGGAGAUACUCAAAUAUAGUAAAUAUAUUUAUUGAUGUCAUUGACUCAGGGUUAAUUUGUGGUAUGCUAGACAAGUUUGAAUCAGUUGCCAUUUUACCUUAAAUAUAGAUUCUGUUCCGAUUGGAUAGCUUAAAACAUUUUUCAACAACAAUUCUAUUAGAUGGAGAACUUGCUGAAAACACGUUGAUGUUUUGCAACUGGAAUAGCAUCAACUCCGUUUUAAUAAUGUACUGUUUGGCUGCUAAUAUUCGACCCUCAUUAUAUAUUAGUAGAGAAUGUGCCAUUUAAUUAAUGUAUACCGUAUCUCAUAGAAGAUACUAAUGAAAUAAAAGUACAAAAAAAAAGAUAAUUCUGGAUAAUUUCACCACUUCUUGAAAAUCUUGUAUUUUUACUGAAUUCUUUAUUUUUUAAACAGACACUGUGAAUAUUAUUGUUACAGGACUUAAAUGUCAUUUGUAUAAAUACUGAAAAGUUGCAAAUAAUUUUUUUUUCUACCUAACAUUUAUAAUUUACUGCAAGCAACAACAACAAAAAAGGGAGGAGUGUCAACUUAUUUUUUUUCCAUGCAUAUUUAUAAAACUAAAAUCAUUAUUUUGUAAGAAAAAUAUCAGCAAUUGUGUAUUGGUAACAAAAGCUGCAUUUAGGUGUAUAUUUUAAAUAAGUGAAUAGUGAGCAAAAAUAGUGCUUAAGAAAUGCACCCAUAUUAAUGCCUAAACAUUUUUAUAAAUGCCGUAUUUAUUUAAAGCACUUAACUUAAAGAUAAAACCUUGCAAAAGAGACUGCUAACCAAAGUUUACCAAAAUAAUUCACACGUGAAAAAUUAAAUUGUGAAAAUAUGCACAUGCAUAAAUUAAUUUUACUUUCUUUGUGCCUAAAAUAUAAGUUUAUUUGUAAAUAAGACCUUGUUAUAUAUUAACAAACAUUAAUUAUGAUUAUAAAAAAACAUAUUCUGCUGUUUCCUUUUUCUGUAAUUAAUUUUCUCUGCUCUUUCUUGCAAAACUGGCAUUUUAAUUAAGGCAUAAAAAAAUUAUGCUUAUGGUCGAUUACACUUUUUUUUUUUAAAUAGUACUUUUUUAAGAUUUUAAAAAUUAGUUUUGCAUCUGUAUUGAAAAUGUUGAAAUAAUUGUAUUUUUAAACCUUUAUCAAAAUUAUGUCUUAGAUGAUUACUGUUCUGGAAAACAUGUAAAUAUGUAAGUAUAUAACCGUCAAUUAUGCAUUGAUAUUAUAAAUAAAAUGUUUUCUAAAAAUUGAUGUAAAUAGUGUUUUCCAUAAAAAUACAACAUGUUUUGUAUCGUUUUGAAGAAAAUCUUUUUUUGUUUGUAUAAUUUCUAUAUAUAGAGAUGUAAAUAGAAGGCAAAUGGUUUAAAUGUUUUGCAUGCAUGCAACUAAUUGCAUCUUGUAUGGAGAGAAUGUACAGAAUAUACAUUUUAUUUAAAAAUGUGAUUUACCUUUUGCAUGUUAAAAGCAUGGGGGGAGAACCUCUGUGUAUUUUGUUAAAAAAAAGCCAGGUCAGAUGUUUAAAAAUAAUAAAAAAUGAAAAAACAAACAAUGUUUUGUUUUCAUACAUUAUCUUUGGUAUGGUAUGUUCAUUUUUUGUAAGAAUGUGCUACCUAUAAUUUGAUCUGAGAUAACAAAGCUAGUUUAAGUGCAAAUCUCAUUGUAAUGUUAUGUGAUUGAUAUUUAUAUUUUAAUUUAAAAAAAAAUUAUAACAAUGGUAAUAUAACAUUACAAGUUAUAACUUUAUCUUUAUUCAUUAAUGGAUUCAUUGCCAUUCAUUUAUGAAUUCAAGGUUUACACAAACAGUUGAUUUGUGAUGUAUUCUUAUGGAUAUUUUUGUUCAUGUGGUGUCACAAACCUUGUACAUAACGCAAGUGUGAUUUUAUUAUUAUUAUUUUUUUUAAUCUUAGUGUUCACUUCCCUGGUGAGGAUUUGAAUAAAUAAAGAAUAUUAAGCUCUU
Molecule: messenger RNA, 7116 nt
Organism: Bombina bombina (fire-bellied toad)
Lineage: Eukaryota; Metazoa; Chordata; Amphibia; Anura; Bombinatoridae
Gene: NRIP1
Product: nuclear receptor interacting protein 1
Exons: 2
Coding region: 518-3928 (1136 amino acids)
Biological process (GO): regulation of transcription by RNA polymerase II
Cellular component (GO): nucleus
Molecular function (GO): transcription coregulator activity; signaling receptor binding
Source: RefSeq, a predicted model, not a curated record